GUCGUCCUUCUGCUACUGUUUGCCCAAAUAGACCGCCAAAAGACAGCAACCGAAACCGGCUCACGAAAGUGCAGGGAGCUGUUUUCUGCCAUGGAGGCUAUUGCUCCUCCUCUCGACAAUCAAGCACGGCCCAACGAUCAGUUUCUCCAACCUCCUGUAACCCCAAAGGUGUUCGCCCUGGAUAUCGGUGGUUCCCUUGCAAAACUUGCCUAUGAACGCACCUACCGGUACAAACGGUCGGUACCNCAAAUCGAAGAGUGCUUAGAGUUUAUCAGGGAAAAUAUUCUACAAGCUGAUGGGGCAGAUGCUUCUCAGCGUGGUGAUAUGACUGGAGGUGGAGCUUAUCGAUUUAAGGAUUUAAUUACACGUACUCUUGGAGUGGAGUUGAACAAAGAGGAUGAAAUGGAGUGCUUGAUACGUGGCUGUGUAUUCAUGCUGCGCAAUAUCCCAGAUGAAUUGUUCUACUACGAUAAACACGCAACUCCCGCUCACGUAUUCGUUUCGAACUGUCUUGUUGAUACAUUCCCAUUUCUGCUGGUCAAUAUCGGGUCUGGAGUAAGCAUUUUAAAGGUGGAAAGUCCCACAUCUUAUUCUCGUGUUGGUGGGACAUCAAUUGGGGGUGGCACCUUCUGGGGUAUUGGAAGCAUGUUGUCCGGAGGUGACUUCGAUCAGUUGCUCAGGCUGGCUGAUCAGGGAGAUCACCGGAAAGUGGACAUGCUUGUCCGAGACAUUUAUGGUGGAGACUAUGCUGCGUUAGGCCUACAUGCCGAUGUCAUAGCCAGUUCGUUUGGUUUGGCCGCUCGAUCUCCCGAACAGCCACGCUGUUUGGCCGACGCGAUCAAAUCGCUCUUGAUCACUGUGAGCAAUAACAUUGGUCAACUGGCUUGCUUGUAUGCUAAACAACACAAUCUUACGCGAAUCCUGUUCGGUGGAUUUUUCAUUCGGGGUCAUGGUCUAACGAUGGAAGUAAGUUCCGACUCCCUUUCUCUAGUUCACACUGCGCAUCUGGGGGAGUUGAAAAACUACAUAUAA
Messenger RNA from Echinostoma caproni, 1032 nucleotides. NCBI's taxonomy places the organism in Eukaryota, Metazoa, Platyhelminthes, Trematoda, Plagiorchiida, Echinostomatidae. The record is from the annotation of a GenBank genome assembly.